AUGGUUGUUAUUUCUGUUCGAAGUUUAUCGAAAACAUGUGUUCAGACAGUAUGGAAAUUAGGGCAAUUACUGCUGUUUAUAAUCAUUGUGCCACCGUUGAUCAAUUAUGCCUCAUUAAAACGUGAAGCACCUUUAUUAGCACAACAUGGUUUACCAUAUGAUAUUGGAUAUGGUCAAAAGUUGUUUUUACGUUGUCGAGGGCAAGGUGCACCGACAGUUAUUCUCGACGCACCAACGGGUAUGAAUUCUGAUGUCUGGAUUCCUUUGCAAGAAAAACUCAAGGCAAAAACUACAGUAUGUAUUUAUGAUCGCACUGGAUUAGGAAUGAGUGAUUCACCGCCAUCGAAAACGGUCAAAGAACAAUCAGACGAGAAAGAUGCGAAAAUAUCAAAACAUCGUGGAAUGGAUCACACCGUCGAAAAAAUGUCUGAAGACCUCAAUCGUCUUGUAACAGCUACAAGUCAACAGCCAAAGCCAUUUAUUCUUGUCGGUAGUGAUCUUGGGGCCAUUGUAGCUCGUUUUUAUACUCAAAUGUACGAAUUUGAUGUCAGUCACUUGUUUUUAAUUGAUCCGUUAGUUGAAACCUUAUUUGAUAAUCAACAAUGGAAAGAUUAUUGGUAUGAUAGGAUAAUUCCACGUUUACAUGCUAUGCAACUUUCAGCAGCCAUUGGUGUCAAUCGUAUGCUUGUUUUAACACAUAUGAUUGACAUCCCAUUAACACUAAGAACAUCUAAUGAAAUCGAAGAUGAUAAUAUCAAUAUCAAUCAUCGACAAAAACAUUUACUCUGCAAUGCUGCUCAUAUUAGUUCAGCAAUUCGAGAGCAUUUUCACAUGAAUGAAACAUUCUCACAAAUGAAAUUAGCUUGGCGAAUGAAAACUUUUCCAUCGAAUGUUUCAGUGACAAUCAUUAAUCGACGUCAGUAUGAUAAAAGCCUGCCGAACGAUUUAAAUAAAAUAUGGGAUGAUUCUCAAGAAUAUCUUCGCACACAGCUAUUCCGUAACCAAGCUCAACAUCGAAUAAAACGUUGA
Adineta ricciae is the source of this 1029-nucleotide messenger RNA. The record is from the annotation of a GenBank genome assembly. NCBI's taxonomy places the organism in Eukaryota, Metazoa, Rotifera, Eurotatoria, Adinetida, Adinetidae.